Molecule: messenger RNA, 2234 nt
Organism: Osmerus eperlanus (European smelt)
Lineage: Eukaryota; Metazoa; Chordata; Actinopteri; Osmeriformes; Osmeridae
Gene: edil3b
Product: EGF-like repeats and discoidin I-like domains 3b
Exons: 11
Coding region: 294-1685 (463 amino acids)
Cellular component (GO): plasma membrane
Molecular function (GO): signaling receptor activity; calcium ion binding
Source: RefSeq, a predicted model, not a curated record
CUCUGUGGCGCUUCUGCUGUCACUGGUACCCAGAGCAUCAGAAAAGGAGCUGAGUUUUCGGUCACUGCGCACCUUCUCUCUGCGGCGAGAAGAGGGACGCGGCAGCAUCCACAUUUCGUUCUGCGCAGUUUCUCAAAGUAUUGUCAGGGACAGACACAGGCAGCCCAUAAAAUCAAAGGUAACCACGCAUCGUCGCUUCAGUGGACGACCGAAGCCAGGGGACUUUUUGGGGUGUACUGUCCUUUGUUUUGAUUUGAAAGAAAGGCGCAGAGAGAAGCGGCAACUUCCAGAGGAUGCUCGCGUUUGUUUACCUAGCGGCGAUGCUUUGCCUCGGCGCGAGCAGCCCUGAUCUGGAGUUGAACGUGGACGAGUGCGAACCCGUGUUGUGUGAAAAUGAGGCGGACUGUUUGACACCUCUGCCAGAGGAUGCCGUCUCAUCUUCUGACUGGGAGGGGCCCGUGUCAGCAGGGCCGUGCCAGCCUAACCCGUGCCACCAUGGAGGGGUGUGUGAGGCCAUUGACACCCAGAGAGGGGAUGCCUUCCUGGGGUACCUAUGUCACUGCUCCCCUGGCUACACUGGGGUCCACUGCCAGCACAACGUGAAUGAGUGUGAGAGUGCUCCGUGUCUGAAUGGAGGUGUGUGUACCGAUCUGGAAGCCAACUACACGUGUGUGUGCUCUGGAGAGUUCUCAGGGCGCAACUGCCAACACAGGUGCUCGGGGCCUCUGGGAUUGGAGGGGGGCAUCAUCUCAGACAGGCAGCUGUCAGCCUCCUCAGCCAGCAGCACCAUGUUUGGACUGCAGCACUGGCACCCUCGCCUGGCACGCCUGCACAGGAAGGGCAUGGUCAACGCGUGGAGCGCCGCCGAGAGCGACCGCUGGCCCUGGAUACAGGUGAACCUGCUGCGUCGUAUGCGCGUGACCGGGGCGAUUACCCAGGGUGCCCGGCGAAGGGGCAGCUCCGAGUUUGUGAAGUCCUACAAGAUGGCCUACAGCGACGACGGGCGGACUUGGAGAAUGGCGAAGGUCCAGGGAAGCACGCAGGACAGGAUCUUCCGUGGCAACGUGGAUAGCAACUCCCCCGUGACAAGCGUCUUCUCUUCUCCAAUCGAAUCGCAGUUCGUCCGGGUUUACCCGCAGGUUUGCAGGGGGCGCUGCACCAUGCGCAUGGAGCUGACAGGAUGUGAGCUCAGCGGCUGUUCUGAGCCACUGGGCCUGAAGUCAGGCCUGGUACAGGACUUCCAGCUGUCCUCGUCCUCUGUGUACCGGACCCUGGGCAUGGGUCUGCUGUCCUGGACGCCCGAGCAUGCCCGGCUGGACCGCCAGGGCAAGGUCAACGCCUGGACGCCCUCCAGGGAUGAUCAGAAACAGUGGCUACAGGUGGACCUUCUGUCUCCUACUAAGAUCACGGGUGUGAUCACUCAAGGAGCCAAGGACUUUGGCCAGGUCCAAUUUGUCGGUUCGUUUAAGCUGGCCUACAGUGAUGACGGCAUCGCAUGGACCAUCUACCAGGAUGAAACUCAACACGCUGACAAGGUGUUCCAGGGCAACUUGGACAACAAUACACACAGGAAGAACGUCAUCGAGCCGCCCAUAUAUGGUCGUUUUCUGCGCCUCGUCCCCUGGUCCUGGUAUGGGCGCAUCACAGUGAGGAUGGAGCUGCUGGGUUGUGCAGACGAGUACUGAGCCGAACCGUGUCCCUCUCUCCUUGACCUCCCUUCCUCUCCUUCACCUUUUCUCUCUUUCCUUUCCCCUCUAUCUCCCUUUCCUCUUCCCCUCCCCUUUUUCUAUCUUAGUCCAUAAGAGAGCGCUGAAUGUUUGGAGUGGCAGGCAGUGUACAAUAUUACUGUUGUAUAAUAUAGUAUCUCUUAUUUGCUUACUAAGUGUUCGUUAUUUAUUGGUCGCCAGUGUGUGGUUUCUUUGUUUCGUUUUUUUACUCAUGUAUUAAUGUGUGAAUUAAAUCAUGACUGCUUUGGAUGGGCUGCAGUGCAAUGCACAUAAUGUGCAUCGUAAUUACUGUUGACUGUAAACAAUCUGUCGACUGUUCUCUACUGACUACAUGUGGACUAUCGCCACUUUGCCACUAAAGGUAUUCCUGGAAUCUGCACUGAACAUUCAUUGUAGAAUACUAUACGAUGUUGUCCAAUAACAAACCAAUAGUUAAAGGUCCGUUUUGGUAGAAACCUUUUUUUAAGAGGAUGUGAAACAAGUCAUACUAAAUGCUGAAAUAAAGAC